AACAUUCAUUCAUUCAUUCACAUUAUCAUUAUCAUUAUCAAGCCAAGCCAGCCAACCCCAUAUAUGUCAUGAUAAUCAUAUACCUACACAUACCCCCCUAUUAUUAAUUAAUUAAUAAUUUAAUUUCUUAAAUCUUUGUUCUACCCUUCUCUCUCACCCCUUUCCCUUCUUCAUUUUUAGAUUUUCGUGGAACCCCACCUCCUAUUCCAAACAUAACAAACCCUCCCUCUUCUUCUCUUCUCUUCUCUUCUCCAACUCAACCCACGUUACCUACCAUCACCAUUAAGUAAACAUUUUUAGAUUUUCUUUGUUUUCCUCAACUUCUCGUGCUAUUUGGACGGAUAUUCUUCAUGAAAUGUGGAAAACAGAGGCUUUGCAUUGCAUUGCAUGUGUUACCAGCAUUGAUCAUUCCCUCUAAAACAACAUGAUCAAUGGAUUCCAGAGUUGGAACAAAACCAGCUUCCCGAUUUCAAUGUUUUCUCUAGCUUCAUAAUCCUCUUCAGACAGGUAAUAAUCCAUUUGCUCCUUAAAAAACAAAAAAAAUCUCUGUGCUUCCACAUUUUCUCAUCCUUAUACGGCACCAUUGAUCGAGCUAGUGAAUUCCAAUCCACCAUGGCAACCAAGAUUAAAGGGAUCUGCAAAGGUUUCAAAUACAUUACUCAAAUUUUUGUUGUGAAGGAGAGGGAGAUGGACAUAGGGUAUCCAACAGAUGUUAAGCACGUGGCUCACAUCGGAUGGGAUGGUCCAACAGGCUCUGGACCAAGCUGGAUGAAUGAAUUUAAAACAGCACCUGAUUUUUCAACAUCAAUUGGUAGUUUGAGUGAGCGAAGAGACCCCAAUGCUUCAACUAUCACCUCAUCUCGCUCCGUCCAAGAUUUUGGAGCAACCUCAGGAAGUCAACCAAAACCAAACCUUUAUCAAGGCAUUUCAUCUGCUGGGGUUUCUCAUGUUCAUAAGAAGGCGAAGCGGAAAAAGACCAAGUCAACUUCCUCUCCCAAAGCUUCAUCUGCUGCAACAAGGCAAUCAAGAGCAGCAAGGACAAAAGCUACGUAUUGUGAGAGAGAAGCAGCACCAAUUGCUUAACUCAAGCAGGUUCAGUCAAGACAGUGAAGUUUGUGCAGAGAAAGAGAUUUGACAACAUUGUGAAUAGCAAAAACCAUGCCCUUAGGGAAAGAAAGAAAAUAGAGCCAGCUAUCCUAAUUCACUCAGAGAAAAACCAAAUUACUUGCUAACAGGUUGGGAGAAAAACAGUGAAAAAAAAGAAAAAUGUGGUUAUUCUGGGUGAUUGGAUUGUGUGCGAGUGUUUGGUUUUUGUGAAUCAUAUCUAGACAUUAAAAUUAUAAUUCCUUUUGUUAGUUUUGCGGAUUAAAACGAAGUCAUGGAAAGAAACAGUGAUCAAUGCUUAUUUAAACAAGAUAAGCAUGGCAGUUGUAACUUGUAAUUGAUUAUCUAGAGUAGAAUGUUCGUCAGUGCUUUUA
Lotus japonicus is the source of this 1478-nucleotide messenger RNA. RefSeq names its product CRIB domain-containing protein RIC10-like. The coding region runs from base 613 to 1083 and encodes 156 amino acids. The record is from RefSeq and is a predicted model, not a curated record. Lineage: Eukaryota; Viridiplantae; Streptophyta; Magnoliopsida; Fabales; Fabaceae. The transcript is spliced from 5 exons.